Messenger RNA from Cottoperca gobio, 745 nucleotides. It is a transcript of the gene smim20, whose product is annotated as small integral membrane protein 20. Bases 74 to 283 code for a protein of 69 amino acids. The transcript is spliced from 3 exons. The record is from RefSeq and is a predicted model, not a curated record. Gene Ontology annotation, cellular component: mitochondrial inner membrane. Gene Ontology annotation, biological process: mitochondrial respiratory chain complex IV assembly. Lineage: Eukaryota; Metazoa; Chordata; Actinopteri; Perciformes; Bovichtidae.
UUUAAACCGGAAGUAAUAAUUGUAAACAGUGCUUGCAUUUGGAGGUGAGAGUAUCACCAAGAGCAAAAUUAAAAUGUCAAAAAAUAGGAGAAUAGCGUUGAUAUUUGGAGGCUUUGUAACGGCUAUUGCCGCCGCGUUUUACCCUAUAUUUUUCUACCCGCUCGCGCAUGAAAAAGAUUACAAAGUUGUCCAAAAGACGAACCGGACAGGAGUCAACCAGGCAGAAAUUCAACCCGUUGGUGUGAAGAUAUGGUCGGAUCCAUUCAAGCCUGCAGGCAAAUGACGACCAGAAGCCGCUAAACCUUCAUUAAUUCCACUGAUACGGAUGCUGAUGAAGACUUUGAACAGAGAACGUCUGUUUGAUGAGUGCUUGGUGUGCGCGUGAGUGAAUGUUUUCCAGAGUGUGUUAAGGGAUUCCUUAAAUCCUAUAAAUAAAGAUUAAAGCUCCUAUAACUAAAAGAAUAUAUUUUGGAUGACUUAAUAUCUUUUUUUUUUGCUUAAAUGGGUAAUGUGAUGAUGCAUAGGAAAAACAUCUAGAAUAUCCUAAAAAAUGAAGUGCUGCUAUUUCUCUUUUGUCCACAAGGGGGGGCUCCAUUUCUUUCUGUUGCAUCAAAGGGCACUGGACUGUCUAAUGUUUUGUUUGUGCAUCUUAGAUAUUUUGGAAAAACCUUUCUAUUUCCAAAAGCUUUGCCCUGGUAUGCAGCCUGUAGGAAAUUAUAAUAAAAAAUACAGUGGUUUGUUUACC